Molecule: messenger RNA, 2196 nt
Organism: Pollicipes pollicipes
Lineage: Eukaryota; Metazoa; Arthropoda; Thecostraca; Pollicipedomorpha; Pollicipedidae
Exons: 6
Coding region: 197-2065 (622 amino acids)
Cellular component (GO): endomembrane system; membrane
Source: RefSeq, a predicted model, not a curated record
UAGAUCUUCCUUCCGUCGGUGGUACACGAGUGCUGAAGUAGCGUUUUACCGGCGUGGUGUGGCUCCUAUUUGCCCCUUUUUCAUCUGCUAGGGCUUCCUUUUGAUCACCUGGAGACUUGUGUGGUCAGAAAAGACAGUGCCCUGGGAGCUUGCUGCCAGCCUUUGACCUGACCCGCGCAGCUCGGUGGCGGUGACCAUGCCGGGAGAGGUGGCGGCGCCCGAGAGCGGCCCGGUGGCCAGCGGCGGCCAGCCGGCCGACGGUCAGCAGCAGCAGCAGCAACAGCAGCCGGCGCAGCAGUCUUUCUUCUCCAUCUGCAAGGGCCUCAUAUUCCGCGCCUUUGUCAUCUAUCUCAUAUCGUCCAUGUUCAGGCGCCCCACCCCGCAGGCCGGGCCGGGCGGUGGAAAGCCGCAGGCGCCCGUGUACGCCACCAACAUGUUCGAAAAUGGAACGUUCAUGGACCUGUACGUGUAUGUGAGCGAGUCCGCCGACGGACCAGACUUCAGCCGGCCCGAGCAGCUGGCCUGGCGCCAGCUCGGACUACAGUACGGCGACUGGACGAGCGGGCCCGACGGCAACGGCAUCUUCUCCCACAAGCUCAUCUACCGGCCUUCGGAGGCGGUGCUCAACAACGGCUCGGUAUACCUGCACGUGUUCGUGGUGCGCGAGGGUCGCUCGCCGGACCCGUCCACAGGCCGGCUGUACUCGCGCCAGGAGACCAUCUCCGGCACCAAGCGGCUCAACAAGUUCAAACGCAAGGUGUACCGGCGGACGCAGAACCUGCUGACGGGCAGUUCGGAGAUUUCCGAGGAGGACCUCAAGGUAGGUGGCCACCUCCGUGGUGCCGUUCACGCCUCCCGCGCGGGCGGAGCCGGUCCGCUGAAGGGACGGCGGUCGGGGCGGAAGGAGAGCGAACUUGUCUCAGUCGCUAGCUCGCGGGCGGCCACGAUGGAUGACCGGCUUCACACCGACCGCGACAUCGCGGCGCGACGGAAGUCGGUUGUUGCGGACGGUCCAACACAGGGCUGGACGGUGGACUCAUUCGGCGCAGCGGCGUCUUCGGCGUACGAGCUGGCGGAGGCCAGGGCCGCGGUUUUCGACGCUCACAACAGGAAACCGUCGUCUUCGAAGGGAUCGACGUCGUUCUCGAAGGGGUCAAAGCCGGAGCCGGCCGCUCCGCCCGGCCGUGGCCCGCCGGCGACACUGUUGCCGCCUGGCGGUGACGUGAGGAACCUCGGCGGAGGCAGUGCACCGCGGUCGGCCGUUAUCGGCCACCCGCCGACGGUGCUGACGCGUAGCGGCGGCAGGAGGAGAGCAGGGGGAAAGAAACCUAGCGGCGACAUACCAACCAUGCCCACAAUCGUCGGUCGGCCGUCGGCUGUUCCUUCGCGAACUGACGGCGUGGGGAAGCCGAGCGGCGAUAUUGGGACAAAGUGCACGGCCGUCGGUCGUUCUUUCACAGCGCCACCGCGUGGUGGCGACGGAAGGAAACUGAGGGGCAUUAUUGGGACCAUGUUCACGGCCGCCGGUCGUCCUUCGACAGCGCCACCGCGUGGUGGCGGCGGAAGGAAACUGAGGGGCGUUAUUGGGACCAUGUUUACGGCUGUCGGCCAGCCGUCAACAGGGCUGCCUCGUAGUGGCGGAGGGGGAAAACUGAACGGCGGCGUUAGGUCGGCGCUCGCUGCCGGUCGUCGACUGCUGACCGUGCCGUCACCUGUUGGCGGCCGUAGGAAGCUCAGCGGUGGCCGGUUGUAUCCGCUUGCGACCACAAGCGGUGGUUGCGGACGCGGACCACGGGUCGUGCUGUCGCAUUGCGGCGAUGACGGUGAAUUGAGUGCCGGCUGUCCAGCGGCGCUUGUCUUCGUCGAGCCGCCGUGGACAGUGGUGCUGCGCGGUGGCGGCGACGGCAAGCGGAGUACCGCUUGUCCUAUGACACUCGCCCUCGUUGGGUCGCCGUUGGCAGUGCUGCCCCGUGGCGGCGGUGGCGGUAAACUAAGCGCGUGUUCUGCGGUGCUCGCCUUCGUCGUGUCACCGUCGAGAGUGCUGCCGCGUAGUGGCGGCAGGUAGAAGCUGUGCGGCUGCUGCCCCGACACCUCCGCUUCCCUGACUGGAGCUCUGGUUGAGACGUCGGCGCCGGCAGUUCGCGUCGUCGUGCCGCCGGGCGCCUCGGUCUGGAAGAGCCGGGUGUAUGUGACGGA